This is a messenger RNA of Adineta steineri, 991 nucleotides long. The record is from the annotation of a GenBank genome assembly. Lineage: Eukaryota; Metazoa; Rotifera; Eurotatoria; Adinetida; Adinetidae.
AAUUACAGAAGAAUUAAAUAAUUCAUCAAAUAUUUCUAUUAAAGAAGACUCACAAUCAUUUAUUAAUGAAAUUUCAAUUAUUUCACCGAAAAAAUCAAAAUUCAAUAAAUGGAAGCAAAGUGCUAUCACUGUGGCUGGUGGAAACGGAGAAGGACAAAAAUUAAAUCAACUCAAUUACCCUUAUGGAAUCUUUAUUGACGGAAAGAAAAAUAUUUUCAUUACUGAUUAUGCAAAUCAUCGUAUUGUUGAAUGGAAAUAUAAUGCAAAAGAAGGACAAAUCAUUGCAGGUGGAAAUAAACAAGGAGAUCGAAUGAAUCAAUUGAGUAAUCCAACAGAUAUGAUUGUUGAUGAACAAAAUCAUUCGAUCAUCAUUGCUGAUUGUAGAAACAGACGAUUAGUUCAAUGGUUGAAUCAAAAGCAACAAAUUCUCAUUAAUAAUAUUAUCUGUUCUGGUUUGACAAUGGAUAAGAAUGGAUUUCUUUAUGUUUCUGAUUUUUGGAAGAAUGAAGUAAGACGAUGGAGAAUGGGAGAAUACAACGAUGAAGGAAUUAUUGUGGCAGGCGGAAAUGGAAAAGGAGAUCAACUCAAUCAACUCAAUUAUCCUACUUUCUUCUUUGUUGAUGGAGAUCAAUCUGUUUAUGUAUCAGAUACAUUCAAUCAUCGUGUGAUGAAAUGGAGAAAAGAUGGAAGAGAAGGAAGAAUUGUGGCUGGCGGAAAUGGCCAAGGAGCAAAUCUCAAUCAAUUAUCUGAGCCUCAAGGAGUAAUUGUUGAUCAUUUGGAUCAAAUCUAUGUGGCAGACUUUUGGAAUGAUCGAGUAAUGCGUUGGUGCGAAGGAAAAGAAGAAGGUGAAAUCGUUGUUGGUGGAAAUGGAAGAGGAUAUCAAACAAAUCAAUUGAAUCGUCCCCGUGGUUUAUCUUUUGAUGAUGAAAGAAAUUUUUAUGUAGUUGAUUAUGGCAAUCAACGAAUUCAAAAAUUUGAAAUAAUAUUGUGA